UUUACAGUUGCUAUAUAGUUAAUGGUUUCCAACAACUUGCAUGUAAAUUUGACACUUUAGUUGGAACAAAAAUGUUGUCCAUGAUCUAAAAAAAGCAGAAAUUUAAUACUAAACGACAAACAUAUAAAAAAGAGAGAAAAAGAAAAUCACUUUGUAAGAAAGGAAAAAAGAAAGAAAAAAAAGAAAAACAUCAUCUUUCUUCCCAACUUGCACAUUCAAUAUUCCAUUCCUCUCCUCGACACAUAAUUCCAACUCAUACUGCCAUCAUCAUGCUUAGGAGUUUGAAACUCCAAUCUCAUUUAGAGAGAGAAAAUAGAAAAUGGUAUUACUUGUUAAUAUUUUUUUUUAAGACCCUUUUGAGAGGGAGCAGUGGACAUAGGUUUUGGAACUUUUUAGAGAGAGAGAGAGAGAGAGAGAGAGAGCUGACCAGUUGGGUUGAACUGAGCUUGAGUUUUUGAGUUUAUGUUUGCUGAUGGUGGUGCUGGUGUUUGCCACCCAAUUAAGUGAAUAAUAACCUUUCUAUGGGACCGUGAAAUCGUUUAUGUGCCUCAAAAACUACAAGUGGGUCAUUCUUUUUCUUUUAGUUUUUUUGAGGUCCUACUCUCCCACUUGUUGGUCUUUGCUGUCUCUCUGCUUCUGCAAAUCUCUUCUUCUCCUACUUACCUUUUUUCAAAACUAACCCAUUUUCUCUACUCUCUUUUCUAUGUGCUUACAUCUGUUUUCUUUUUUCUCUUUGUCCAAAGAAAGAUCUAAUCUUUUUCACUUUCUGGGUUUUGCUUCUUUAAAGAUCACUUUUUUGUUUAGCAACAAGAUCAUUCUACGGUGGUAUGUACAUUAAAACUUGUGCAGGACAUGCAUGCCUGUACCUGAGUUUUGAAUUUUAUUGACCUCCGAUUGUUUUUACUUCUGUGGAAGUUAUCUUUCAAGUUAAGCAUCGGGGUGUUCUUUAAAUUGGGAAAGCUGGACUGGGCUUGCUUGAAGUGAUUGUUGUUGCUUAUUGGAUUUGAUUGGUUGAAUUUUGAUGUAGGGUGAUAAGUCAAAAGGGUUUACUUUCUUUAUUUAUUUAUUUAGAUUGCUUGAGUUUCAUUUUCUUUAAGUGUUGUUUUACUCAUUGAGAUUUCAUGCUUGGGCCAAGAGAAUGGAGAGGUUUCUGGCCAGAUUUUUAUUUCUUUAGCAUUGAAUAUUCAAGAAACUCAGUGAGAUAAGAUGAAGAACCUUCUUAAAAAGCUUCACAUCAUGCCUAAUCAAUCGCAGGAUGCAGAAGGGUCUAGUUCAUCAAGGGGAAAUAAAUCUAGUAAUGCAUCUUCCCCAGAUAGACUUUUGCCCUCUAAGUCACAGGAGCAUAAUAAACCCUUUUCAGGGAUUUCAAAUUGGUUGAAUUCUGUUGCUAAUAGAAAAAGUCCUAGUCCGCCAUCAUCUUCAAAUGUGACUAUAGGAGAGAGAACUGAACCACCUGAGUCAAUUAGUAGUAGUGGUGGUUUGGAUGUUGUUUCGGAUGCAGUGAGGCGUGAUUCAGGCUCUACUACAUCAAGGGAUCCUGAUAUUGAGGAGGAAUAUCAGAUACAGCUGGCUUUGGAGUUGAGUGCAAGAGAGGAUCCUGAGGCUGUUCAAAUUGAGGCUGUUAAACAAAUAAGUCUGGGCUCUUGUGCUCCUGAGAAUACUCCAGCUGAAGUUGUUGCUUAUCGAUACUGGAAUUACAAUGCUCUUAGCUAUGAUGACAAGGUCUUGGAUGGUUUCUAUGAUGUGUAUGGAAUUCUGAUGGAGUCGACAUCAGAAAGAAUGCCGUCUCUAGUUGAUUUGCAAGGAACACCUGUCUCAGACAGUAUCAGCUGGGAGGCAGUGCUGGUUAAUAGGGCUGCUGAUGCUAACUUGUUGAAACUUGAACAGAAGGCGCUACAAAUGGCCGUCAAGUCAAGGUCGGAAUCUCUAAUUUCUGCAGACAGAGAGUUUGUGCAAAAGCUUGCUGUUUUAGUUUCUGAUUACAUGGGUGGUUCAGUUGGGGAUCCUGAAAACAUGUUGAGAGGAUGGCAAAGUCUUAGCUACAGUUUAAGAGCAACACUAGGUAGCAUGGUUCUGCCACUUGGUUCUCUUACAAUAGGAUUGGCUCGUCAUCGUGCAUUGAUGUUCAAGGUUUUGGCUGAUAGUGUGGGCAUACCAUGCCGGCUAGUAAAAGGUCAUCAGUACACAGGUUCUGAUGAUGUGGCCAUGAAUUUUGUGAAAAUUGACGAUGGAAGGGAAUACAUCGUUGAUCUAAUGGCAGAUCCUGGCACACUUAUUCCUUCUGAUGUAGCUGGUUCGCAUAUAGAAUAUGAUGAGUCUUUCUCUUCUGCCAGUCCUUUGUCGCGAGACAUUGACUCAUCUCAUGUAGCUUCUUGUAGUAGUGGAGUAGAGAGUUCAUUUGAAGAACAUUCAGAUGUUGGGACUUUGGAGAAGAGUUCCAGAAUAAGGAAUGUUGCUGCUGCAGGAAACCAACCUGAUAACAGGUGUGAAUUACUUGAAUGUACGAAUGUGCGCAGAACGAAUAAAAUUGAAGAAGAAUCAAAGAUGUCAGAUGGAUUUAAAAAAUCUUCCAAUGUAGAGAAGGUGCUGGCGAGAGAUGGUCCUGUAAGACCUAAUUAUCCUUUUUCACAUGCAAGAUCUCCUUCAUGGACUGAAGGUGUUAGCUCUCCUGCUGCACGUAGAAUGAAAGUGAAAGAUGUUUCACAAUACAUGAUUGAUGCUGCUAAAGAGAAUCCACAGUUAGCCCAGAAACUGCAUGAUGUAUUGCUAGAAAGUGGUGUUGUGGCUCCCCCUAGCUUGUUUACCGAAAUUUAUUCUGAGCAGUUGGAUGUUCAAACAAGUGGGGCCAAGUCUGUUAUAGAAGAGAAGGAUGAUCAGAAACAGAAGAGUGAACUCCAGCAUCCAAAAGAUCAAGGAGAUCUUAUUCCUGCUCGAUUUUUGCCUCCUCUUCCUCAUCACAGAGCACAUUCUAAAGCAAGUCCUGCUUUUAGUCAACCUCAGCAACUUAAACCUGUGGAAGGUUUAGGGGUCAGCCAUCCUUUUGAUAUAAGGGAGGUUGCUGGACCUGUGUCUUUGCAGUCUGAAGUAACUCCUGUGAGUUAUGCAAAAAAUGUUCCUGUUGCUGCAGCAGCUGCCGCUGCUGCAGCUGUUGUUGCAUCUUCUAUGGUUGUUGCUGCAACAAAGUCAAGCACUGACUCAAACCUUGAACUGCCUGUAGCAGCUGCUGCCACUGCCACUGCUGCAGCUGUAGUUGCAACUACUGCAGCUGUCAGUAAGCAGUAUGAGCAAUGUGCACGGAGUGAUGGAGAUGCAGACAGUGCUGGCAAUGAGCCUAGGGGUAGUGGGGACCGUGGUAGUGGAGGCCGGGAACGUGAUACUUUAGAAGAAACUUCAGAAGGAGAGAGAAUAUCUGAUAGAUCAGCAAGUAAUGAUAGCUCAAAAUCAGAUGUGGCACUAGAUGAUGUUGCUGAAUGUGAGAUUCCAUGGGAGGAAAUUACCUUGGGUGAACGCAUUGGACUUGGAUCGUAUGGAGAGGUAUAUCGUGGAGACUGGCAUGGAACUGAAGUUGCUGUGAAGAGGUUCCUGGACCAAGGUAUUUCUGUUGAAUCACUUGAAGAAUUCAGAAGUGAGGUUCGAAUCAUGAAAAGACUUAGACAUCCCAAUGUGGUUCUCUUCAUGGGAGCAGUAACCCGUGCCCCAAAUCUUUCCAUCAUUACAGAAUUUCUUCCUAGAGGUAGUUUGUAUAGAUUACUCCACAGGCCUAACAAUCAAUUAGAUGAGCGCAGGCGAUUGAGGAUGGCCUUUGAUGCUGCUAGGGGAAUGAAUUAUUUGCACAACUGUACCCCAAUGAUAGUACACCGUGAUUUGAAGUCCCCAAAUCUUCUAGUUGAUAAAAACUGGGUUGUGAAGGUUUGUGAUUUCGGGCUAUCACGAAUGAAGCACAGCACAUUUCUAUCUUCAAGAUCAACUGCAGGAACGGCUGAGUGGAUGGCCCCAGAAGUGCUAAGGAAUGAACCUUCAGAUGAAAAGUGUGAUGUCUAUAGUUAUGGAGUUAUUUUAUGGGAGCUCUGUACAAUGAGGCAACCUUGGGGUGGAAUGAAUCCAAUGCAAGUUGUUGGUGCAGUUGGAUUUCAACAACGACGUCUUGACAUUCCAGAUGAUUUGGAUCCUGCCAUUGCAGAUAUUAUUAGGAGGUGCUGGCAGACAGAUCCGAAACUGAGGCCAACAUUUGCAGAAAUCAUGGCUGCUUUGAAGCCAUUACAGAAGCCUAUAACCGGUGCUCAAGUGCCCAGAUCAAAUGCCCCUGCAAGAGUUGGUCGCGACAGAAAUCAGAUGUUCCAAGAAGCAGAAGAACAGGCAGGCUGACAGAGCAAGUUGGUGAUCAAAUGGAACCUUGACUCAUUGGAUUGCCAAAUUCAGAGGCAACUUAGAGGACUUUCGGAGACGAGAAAGCACAUCAGAUUGCCAAAAUACUGAGGAAAGUUAUGGACUGUUUGGGACAAGGAUUAUGAGUGAGAUUGAUCAAAGAUCAUGACCCAACAUAUACUCCAAUUUGACAUGAUUGUGAUUCUUUUUUGUUUUUUUCUUUCUAUUUUUCCCUUUCUUAUUUUGUAUUCUUGUGCAGUCAUCCUCAAUGUGUAUUUGUUUGUAAAAAAAAAAAAAAAAAAAAUCCAUUUGAAAUUGUUGUAAUUAAAGUUUUGUGCUUUUUUCUUUUUGUGCUCAGUUUGUUGCCAAGACAUUUCAAACUGAAGAAGCAAACGGAAAAAGCAAUUUGCUGCAAUUUUCAAGGUGGCAAGUUGUAAUAAUUGAUGCCUCAAGGAAUUUGAUGAAAGGGAUUAUGCCCCUUGUUCAUAACUGAGGGAAGACAUAA
Messenger RNA from Ricinus communis (castor bean), 4870 nucleotides. Its product is annotated as probable serine/threonine-protein kinase SIS8. Bases 1207 to 4365 code for a protein of 1052 amino acids. Gene Ontology annotation, biological process: protein phosphorylation. Lineage: Eukaryota; Viridiplantae; Streptophyta; Magnoliopsida; Malpighiales; Euphorbiaceae. The record is from RefSeq and is a predicted model, not a curated record. The transcript has 13 exons. Gene Ontology annotation, molecular function: ATP binding; protein kinase activity.